CACUGAAAGUUCAAAACACCCAUCACACGGUCAUGCGCACCGCACGACACUUUAAGCGACGACUUGCAUGGAAAUGGUCCUCUGGCUCUAGUCUCUAGACUCUACUACUACGGGCUUGUUAUUAUUUUGACUUCAUACAGAUAUCGUGCACCCGUGGUUGUGGUGCUGUGCAGCUUGAAGGAUUACAUUUUGACAGGAUGAUAUAUAUAUAGUCACAGUGACAGGAAGAUAAACGCAAGAGCCAUGCCGUCCUCCACACACUCCAACUCUUCAAGUAACAUCGCUGGCGAAAGUUUAGAGGAGAAAACGCAGUUGAUAUCUAAAGUAACCCGGAUGAAAAGGAUAGUCAGCGAACCUUUUGUAAGGUUGUACCAAAGUACAGAGAGCAUCACUAGUGAUGAUCCUGGACCAAGUGGAUGCUGCAGUAGAAGUGUAUCAGUUUCCAAUCGAGAAAGUGGCAGAGAUGAAGCAAAGUAUGCUCGCAAGCCGUUCUAUGUUUCGCCAUACGAAGACAACAGGAAGCCGUAUUACUAUACGCCGCUCGCAGAUGAGGAAGACAAGAACAGCGAUCAGAAAUAUAGCGCUCGUACUCAGGCCACCCUCAGUCGGUAUCGCUACUACAGCAAGCUGACACCUCCUUCUGAUAAAACACUUGUUAUUCCCAGUCAUAUAAUUCCGGCACAGUACUACUCUCUGCUCCCAAUCCCUGCUCUCACCAAAGGCAAGCAAGGCAGUAUAGUGCUCAUCUUUUCAGUGUGGAACACAAUGAUGGGGACAAGUAUAUUAAGCAUGCCUUGGGCUUUACACCAGGCUGGUUUUUUAUUUGGUCUAUUCCUGAUGUUGUUUAUGGCAGCCAUAUCCCUCUAUACCUGCUACAGAGUACUGAAGUCUCCACAGCAAGCAGGAGUGAAGACUGAAAUCUUGGAGUUCUCCGAUAUUGUUGCACUGUAUCUGGGUAAGUAUGGCAACUGGGCGAGUAUGUUCUUCUCGCUGUCUGCGUUUCUCGGAGCGAUGAUCGCCUACUGGGUGCUGAUGACAAACUUUCUGUACCACUCCGUCAACUACAUCUAUGACCAGUAUUAUGGGCUAGAUGAAGAGUCAACUGGCCUGGACAGUGUUAUAGCGCCUACAUGCGGAAACGCUGUCUGCCACAUCUCCAACUAUCAUGGUGGGGAUAACCCUUCUACUAUUUCCCCGGCAACGAUCAGCCCUGAUGACAACGACACUUUCGGAUUAUCGAACUUCGCCACUGUUGCAUUCACAGCGACUUCGGCAACGCCGAACUACACAACUCCUUCCUACAUCUUACCGGCAAACUUUCGCAUAUACGAGUCCAUUUGGAAUGAGGUGAAGACGGUGCCACUGUACCUCGUCAUACUGCUGUUGCCGCUAAUGAACUUCAAGAGCCCCACUUUCUUCACCAAAUUUAAUUCGCUCGGCACGUUGUCGGUUGCCUACCUCAUCAUCUUUGUGAGUUUGAAAACCGGUAGUUGCGGUGUCCACUUUGACUUUGAAACGAUACCACAGAUCCGCACCUUGUUCCCAGCUCUCACAGGAAUUCUGGCACUAGCCUACUUCAUUCACAACGCAAUAAUUUCGAUUAUGAGAAACCAGAAGAAACCAGAGAAUAAUGCCAGAGAUUUGACGAUUGCCUACAUCCUUGUAGCUGCCACCUAUGUAUUUGUGGCUUCCGCGUUCUAUAUAAUGUUUCCAUUGGACAAGGGAUGCAUUCAAGAUAACUUUCUCAACAACUUUCGUGGCGACGAUGUCCUAACGUUUGCUGCUCGAGUGGGUCUGCUGUUCCAGAUGACGACUGUAUUUCCUCUCAUAGCAUACAUCUUUCGCAUCCAGGUCAUGCAUGCUCUGUUCGGAUCCAUAUACCCAAGUUUGAAACACGUCGUAAUGCUAAACGUGCUGCUUUCUGCAAUCUGCAUUCUAUUUGCAAGGUUCCUCCCACAAAUUGGAACAAUCAUCAGAUUUUGUGGUUCGUUCUCGGGCCUGGCGUAUAUCUUCACGCUGCCAGGCAUUGUGUACAUGAUGGAGCAGAAGCGCAGAAAGUGUCUCACCAACACCUCCAUCUUCCUGCACUGCAUCAUCAUCGGGCUGGGCGUCCUCAACUUCGUGGGCCAAUUUGUGAUCCUUGGUGCAGAGUGAUGUUUAAACGUUAUUAUAGUUGCUGCUAUUGUCCCCCUAUGCUAUGCAUGAGUCAGCUUCCACAACUGGAGAUCCACGCCUCGUCCACUAGCAGGCUCACAUGGCAUUUACCCCUGCAGUAGUACAGAGCUUACUGUUGCAUGGAUGAAUUGAUGUCAAUGCAAAUGUAUAUAUCGCAUAUCGCAUUUAUGAUAUGCGGUAUACUCGGUCCCUGGCUUUUAAAACUAUGGUUCUGCCCAUAAUAGAAUAUGCUUCGCCAGGCUGGUGCCUCUAAAUUGGAUACCAUUCAGGGCUGUAGUGGCCUCCCAAAAUGUGCUACUGCAAAAAAAUGUAGGAUCACCCAGUAAUAAUAGCAUAAGUGGCGGUUAUGGUGUGUGCCUCAGGCACACACGGUGAAUGCCGCAGUAGCGAAGCCCCUGCCUUCGUCUGGGGUCUGGGGGCCCCCAGAAAAUUUUUGAAAUUUAGAGCCUGGAAAUGUCAUUUCCUGCAUUUCCUCUUCCUCCUCUAUAUCCUGUCUUGAUCUGCCACCACCUUCUCAACUCCUCUUCCCCCUCCCACCUCCAGCAGCUUCUCACUCCUCGCCCUCAUCUCUCCUAUACCUCCCCUCUCCUACUCCAAUUACCUUCUCCCUUCCUCAUCUUCCUCCCUUCUCAUCCACUGACUCAACUUCCUCUCGUCCUCCUCCACCAGCUUCUCUCCCUCCUCUCCAUCCCAUUAUCACAUUGAAUGGCUUCUUGAAUGCUUUACUACUACUGUUGUCACUAGUAAUUACACUAAUAACGAUAUUAUCAGUAGUUCUUUAAGAUUUAUCUUGCCCUGUGUGCCGAUUCGCCUGUGUUAGGUAUUCUGCUUAGAUCCAAUCUUUCCACCAAAUUGGUGCCACGAAUGUGUCGUUUCAUCUCCUUGGUAUAUCUAGCUCCUUGGUUCCCUGCACAAUUUUUUUUAAUCAAAAUAGUGCCACGGCAGUGCCGUGCUGCCGUGGCGGCCACUACGGCCCUGCCAUUCAGCAUAAAACUGCGAGAUGGGUAUCCAGAAACUAUGAUGAUAGUGUUGAUGUUGUUUUGGCUCGUCUUGAUUGGCCUCUUCGUGUCCGCUUUCUUCAUUCUAAACUCAUAACUUUCUAUAAAAUUUAUCAUGGUGAGUUGAAAAUUGGCAUUCCCUCUUGCUUAAUGACGCCUGUUCGCUGCACUCGAUCAUCUGAGCGUGAUCACUGUUUUCGGCACGUGCAAACUUCUAAGGAUCCUUUUAAGUUUAGCUUUGUUUCUGUGAUUCCGUAUUGGAAUUCCCUGCCUUCAUCUUUGGUAAAUAGCAAAUUUGCAACCUUUUCCACUGCGAUCCACAGUGUGGAUCUAUCGAUUUGAUCACUUCUCUCUCCGUCUUCGUUAUGGUCCCCAGGACUUUUGAAGACUAACAUUUAUGAGGUUAUGAAAUGACUCGUGAAGAUUGAGAGCCUGGAUGGAUGAACGCAAUAGGAAGCUGAUGUGUGUGAUAUAGCAGUUUUACUUUAUGUAAAGUAAACGUCUGUGUAUUAAAGUUAUACACCCUCCACAUUGUGCGUGUAUGCAUGUGUGCGUAUCUCAUUCAUCGUCGAGAAAAGAUCAAACAAGUGAGAUUUUCAAUGUAAAAUUAUUGAGUGUGUACGUAGUCUUAAGUGCCAGAUAGUCUUCUGAAGGAUGGGUACAGUAAUAUUUGAUGCCUUUCGCAAUCCCCGUUUACAAAAACAGUCUUUUAUACUUAAUUGCCAAGCGAAUGCUACUCCGACCAAAUUAAUUACAUUUCAGUAUUGCUGUAGCAACCCUGGAUAAUGAUAAAUGUAUGAUUGCACAUACUAUAUUUUUAUAUUACAUAGGCAUAAACAUUUUGUGUGCGUGUGUAUUCACGCAGUAACUUUGUGUGCUUACGGAUGGAUGUGCAGUGAUCGACGUGGGAAUGGAAAGUCAUACUGUAACUGUAAUGAUAUCACUGUUUCGUCACCUAGUGACAUCCAACUCAUUGUAUUAAUAUAAAGUUGUCUGGAUGCAACAUUGUAAGGUUAUUUAGGUUGGUGUGUAGUCAAAAGGCUCUUUCAUUGCAUACUUGCCUCAGUUAUAAUAUGUAUAUACACGUACAGGGUAAAUAAUCAUGCAGUCAACUAAUGAAACGUUCACCAGACUAUAUAAUUUUGCCGAGUGGUCAGGUCGUAUAAAGCAAAUGAUAAAGGAUGUUACUGUGAAAUUCGCAACAUGAAUGCGUGCUCGGAAAAUGUUUUUUUUUGUAGAAAUAGGUCCGGAUUAUUUUAGGCUUGUGAAGUAGAAAUAUUUUAGGUUCAUCGUGGUUAUAAAACUGGUGAGUGUUGUUCCUGGUGCUACAGCUGCUACUGCUGCUUCUUUUGUUGUUGUUGCUGCUGCAGCUGUUGUUGUUUUUGUCGUUGUUAAGGAGGAAAAAUUGCUAUUCACUUUUGGAUUCUCUUUACUGGGUUGUUUAGGUAUACGCUGAAGGCAAGGCUUGUGAACACGCGCUUGUAAAAACGCGUUGUGAUAACUCGGUUUAGUUUAGUUCUUACUUUUGCUCUAUUUAUUGCACGCAAUGAUGUCGUGCAGUGACUAUUCGGUUAUUUGAGCUUAGCUUUAAUAUAAUUUCAAUACCUAAUAGCUAUUUGGUCACGGAAAUCUUAACAGGGUAUUUUUAUAUGUACAUAUUUAAUUAUAUAUGCCGGUGUGUAGUAAAUCUUAGGAAUGAGAAGUGUGGACUGUAUCCUGUUUUGGCAUGGUUAGAGAUUACACCCACGACGACUAUUACGUACUAUGUACGAAACUUUACUUUGAAAUGUGUAGUCACCGUUUCUACCUUAUUAUAUAUAAUGGAAAGUGUCAUGAUGCCAAAUUACCUUAUAUUCUGCACACUCAGGUGACAGUGUAAUGUAUAUUAUUUCAUAAAAUAUACGUUUAGUAAAUCUUUUA
Molecule: messenger RNA, 5093 nt
Organism: Priapulus caudatus
Lineage: Eukaryota; Metazoa; Priapulida; Priapulimorpha; Priapulimorphida; Priapulidae
Product: sodium-coupled neutral amino acid transporter 9-like
Exons: 18
Coding region: 244-2154 (636 amino acids)
Biological process (GO): amino acid transmembrane transport
Molecular function (GO): amino acid transmembrane transporter activity
Source: RefSeq, a predicted model, not a curated record